AAGACGCUCAGGGCAAUGGCCCGGUCCCCGCGCGACCCCCCUCUCGGGAGCGCUGCCCUCUCCCUCUGACCGCGCUCCGGCUCCUCCGCGGCCCGGGCUCUCCCUUCUCCACCCCCAUCAGCCCUCUCUCCAGUCUGUGCGUCUGUCCGUCUGUCCUGGCGCGCAACCUCCGGCCACCGGCUUGGAUGGACGCGCUGAGGCUGCCCGGGGGUCCAGGAAUCUUGCUUCCGAAGCUGGUCCUGCUCUUUGUCUACGCAGAGGAUUGCCUUGCUCAGUGUGGCAAAGACUGCAGAUCUUACUGCUGCGAUGGGGCCACGCCCUACUGUUGUUCCUACUACGCCUAUAUUGGGAAUAUCCUCUCGGGCACCGCAAUUGCUGGCAUCGUGUUUGGAAUUGUAUUCAUCAUGGGGGUCAUUGCGGGGAUUGCCAUAUGUAUCUGCAUGUGCAUGAAAAACAACCGUGGGACCCGGGUGGGCGUCAUCAGGACCACCCACAUCAAUGCCAUCUCCUCCUAUCCCGUGGCACCACCGCCCUAUAGUUAUGACCAUGAGAUGGAAUACUGUGCCGACUUGCCGCCUCCCUACUCUCCCACCCCACAGGCUUCCGCGCAGCGUUCUCCACCCCCUCCUUACCCUGGAAAUUCAAGAAAACAGUCCUUCUCCCAGAACAGAAUAUGUGCCAAUCAGAGAUCUUGCUUGGAAUAAAAUGCUUGCUCUAAGGAAUACAUUUUUGGGUGAAACAAUAUGUCGAGUGGAAUGUCCAGGCUAAGAAACACUGAGUUUUUAUCCUUCUCUGAGCUGACCCCAUCUGACGUACUGUUCGAUUUGAUGGUAUCAUAUUUGAAGAGAUGUACUGGUCAAUGUAAGCACAUUCAGAGAAGAGUAACAAGAUAGACAAAACAUCUGAAAAUCAUGUUGCUUAAGGAAAUUGCAAUACUGACCCUGGAAAAGAGAAGAAUUAGGAAAGACAGGAGGACAGCCUGGACUACCUAAGGAGACAACUAUAUUCUGCGUUGCUUUAAAAGUUGGGACAAGAAUUAUUCUUUCUUUCAUUCAUCAAUAAAUACUAUUCAAGUGCCUAAGAGCUCACUCUGUGUCUUCCACUCUUUGUGAAGCACUGGGUGGAAGCUACAGGAACUUUGGUUUCUGGAUGAGAACAAGAAACUUUGGUUUCAGUAUAAGAAAGAGGAGUUGGAGCUUCCUUAUUCACUAGAUUGUUUUGUGAAGUUCUCUAUUACCAAGACUUCAAACAGAAUCUGUCUAUCUGAUAGAGACAUGCUCUAGAAAGGAUAGCUAAAUCAAAUGGUAGAUGGAUCCACUGGGCCCCAAACAUUCUGUUCAUGUUUUAGGUAAGUGUGAAGUAAGUCUCUAUGCCUCCAAGAAUUAAAACAACUGGAAGAGUUGAAUCUUCUCUAUUUAGUUUGACAGCUAAAACAAGAUCAAAGGGACUCAACAGCUGCUUAAAGCCAAGUGCUAGCUACUGCUAUCUAAAAAUCAUGUGACUUUAAGUAGUGUUUUAUUAUGAAAAAGGUUAUUCCAACUGUGGGGGGGGGGGGGGGGGGACCGUACUGAGUUCCACAAGCAACAAAUACUUCUCUUCAGAUUAAGAGAUUAGAAGCCAAAUAUUCCCAUGGGAUUUUACAUCAAGGAGUAGACUCGUAGAACUUGACAAAAAAAGAUAUACAACAAUUUACAAAAAGAAGAGAGGAAAAUAAAAUUUGGAUUCUGUUCUGUGGAAUUCCAUUCAUAUGUAGCUUAGUCAAAUUUGUUUCCCUUUUCUUUUGUAAUACUUUAAAAACCUAGUCCCUUGAAAAAGUUAUACAGUUAAUAGAAAGGUUAUGAUAGUGACACCAAACGGUUGCCUUUUGCCAAAAUCCAAAUGUUACGAAGUGCCUACCUUCAACUAUAAAAGUUUUUACUAAAUAAUUCUAAUGUGCCAUAUUUUGCUGCAAGUAACCUUAGCAUUUAUAUUUUUAUGUGGGUCCUUUCAUGUUUUUAAAAUUUACAUUGACAAAAUAUUGGGGGAGAGUGAUGUCACCAAGAUGGUGACAUACAUCAUUGCUGAAUUUGCUCCCCCUCACAAGAAGAACAAGUAACAACUAUCCAAAACCAGACACCACUGAGAGAAUCCUAGAACACAGGAGUGAGGCUGAAGCACCCCUGAACUUCAGAGACCAAGACACUGUAGUAGAGGAGUAAGAGAAGCGACUACAUGUUGACUGCAUUGCCCCUCCCUCAGGACAGUGCAGCACCACGGGAAGAGAUGUCUCCUGAGCCUCCAGUUCCUCCAGCGGAAAAGAGAACCCAAAGGAGGACAACUAACUGCCCACCCCCGCCCCAGGAUGGUGGAUCACUCUGUGGCAACCCCUACUCUGAUCUCAUACCACUGGAAUUGCAGGGCUCAGCCACUGUAAAUAUAACUGUGAAAGAGAAUGAGGAGGAGCUUGCAACAACCAGCCCAUGGAUGUUGGCAGACCAGGUUCAUACUGGCAGUGCCCAAAUAGUAAUCUCAACCAGGGGCUUUGCUCAUCUGUAGAGCCAAGUUGGGAGCACACUCUGACCAGGGAACCCAGAGGGGUGCAGAUCUGCCUUAUUCACAUCCUCAAACAAGAAGUUUGCCAGCCCUACAGCCCAGUUUUCUCACACCCAGGAAGGGUACUGAGUCACAGCCCCGCCAACUGUGGAGAUUGCCUUCAGCCCCAUCUGACCAGAAGGGCUAGAGACGACUCCUGGAAGCUGCGUGACCAAGUGAUACUUGAGCUGGAAGAAGAGCAGACAGAGGUGAUAGUUUGCAGAGCCAAUGGCCUCAUUUGGCCAGGGAACGUGUGUGAUGUGGGUCUGCUUGAGUUAAGGCAACAAAGAGCUUGACUGGUUUUAGAGCUGCUCCUCUUCUUGCAUCCAGGCAGGGAAUCUAAUUCAUAGCCUUGCUUAUUGCUGAAGACAGCCUGCAGCCUAUCUGAGCAGGGAACUUAACCAGAGCACACAGGAAGCUGCAUAGCCCAUCUAACAGCCCUACAUACCAUGGGACUCGAAAAGAGUGCAGCCCUUGGCUUCCUCCAUCUGCACAGCAUCACCUGACAAGGGAAUUCAGUGGACACUCAGGCCUGAUUUGUGCCCCAAACAAUGAUUUGUAUGGGUCCUGAGCCCUGGCUGCUGCCCUGCCAGAGCAGAGAAGCAGGUAAGACAGCUCCAUCUACUACUGAAUAUAGACCCAGUCCCAAACAUCUAGUAAGUCUGAGCAGAGAAUAAGACAACUGAGGACCCCAUCCUACAGCUUCAUAUGGAUAGGGAACCAAGCCAGCAAUCAUAUCCAAGUAUUUUCAGCCAGUGGUAAACACACUCCAUCCCUCUCUUCAGUGUUUGAAUAGAUGCCUUGCCCAAAGAAGUCCAUGAUAGCAGGUCCCACCUGCCCAAAGGCAUUCCAACAGACACACCCACCUAAAAUGAGCUGACUACUGAAGAGCUAUCUCUGCCAAAACAAACCUGUAAAGGUCUGGAAAAGGAGGUUAAUUACUCAAAUGCUCAGGGCUGCCUGGGUGGCUCAGUCAGCCAGGUGUCUGACUUCAGCUCAAGU
Lynx canadensis (Canada lynx) is the source of this 3573-nucleotide messenger RNA. RefSeq names its product cysteine and tyrosine rich 1 (gene CYYR1). NCBI's taxonomy places the organism in Eukaryota, Metazoa, Chordata, Mammalia, Carnivora, Felidae. The record is from RefSeq and is a predicted model, not a curated record. The transcript is spliced from 4 exons. The coding region runs from base 186 to 704 and encodes 172 amino acids.